AUGGCGACCGCUCCAGCCUCUCAAAGUUCGGCCUCAACAUCCACAAGCGAUCUCUCCAAGCCACCAUUACCGAUCAGCGAGGAUGAAAAGCAAAAGGAAGAGGUCGACGUCACCAUCCGGCACAACUCCAAUUCCCCUGAAUCGAUUGCAAUUGAAAAGGCUGUCAUUGAGAAAGAUGUUGAUGGCGAGAAUCUGGGCCGCGAAAUCUCUCGUAUCGACACAUCUGACUAUCCUUCAGCUUUCCCUCUAGCUAUGAUAGUCGUGGCACUGGCUUGCAGUAUUUUCCUCGUGGCGUUGGACAUGACCAUCGUGGCCACAGCCAUCCCUCGAAUCACCGAUCAGUUCCACUCUCUUGAUCAAGUGGGCUGGUACGGGAGCGGAUUCUUCCUGACCAUCGGCUCCUUCCAAGCAACAUGGGGAAAAUUGUAUAAAUAUUUCCCUCUCAAGAUCUCGUAUCUGACAAGCAUCUUCAUCUUCGAACUGGGAUCCCUCAUCUGCGCUGUCGCCAACAAUUCCACCACGUUGAUCGUUGGAAGAGCGAUUGCCGGCAUGGGCGGAGCAGGCAUCGCGUCAGGAUCGUACACCAUCAUUGCCUUCUCCGCUCCACCCAAACGACGCCCUGCCUUCACCGGCGUCAUGGGUGCUACAUUUGGCGUUGCAUCUGUCAUCGGCCCCCUCUUGGGAGGCGUCUUCACAGACAAUCUCACCUGGAGAUGGUGCUUCUAUAUUAACCUUCCGAUUGGCGGCGUUGCUUCGGCCAUUAUUUUUGCCUUCUUCCGCACUCCCAAAGCGGCUCGUCCUCAAGCCGCUCCUUUGAAAGAGAAGCUCCUACAGAUGGAUUUCCCGGGGACAUUUACCCUCAUGGCUGCCAUUGUCUGCUACCUGUUAGCAAUGCAGUGGGGUGGGGCGACCAAACCCUGGUCAUCUGGCUCCGUCGUUGCCGUCCUGGUCCUCUUUGGCGUCCUCAUUAUCGCGUUUGUCAUCAUCGAGUACUUCUCGGGCGACCGCGCCUUGCUACAACCCCGUCUCCUCAAACAGAGAACAAUUGCAGCUAUGUCUGCCUAUAUCUUUACCGUGGCAGGCGCUUUCUUCAUCCUCUUGUAUUACCUGCCCAUCUACUUUCAAGCGACCCGCAACGUCUCCGCCGCUAAGUCUGGCAUCGACAACCUCCCGCUUGUCCUUGGCGCCUCGCUUCUAACGGUGUUCUCUGGCGGCCUUCUGACGGUAUGGGGCCAAUACAUUCCUCUCAUGGCAUUCGGAUCAAUCCUCGCCUCGAUCGGCUCAGGACUAAUCUACACCUUGGAAAUUCACUCUGGGGCAGACAAAUGGAUCGGAUAUCAAGCCCUCGUGGGCAUCGGGCUGGGGCUGAUCUUCCAGAUCCCGGUGAUCGUGGGCCAAGCGAUCGUCAAGCCCUCGGACCUCAGCUCCGUUUCGGCCAUCAUUCUUUUCUUCCAGACCAUCGGCGGCGCGGUCUUCAUCUCCGCCGCACAAGCCGGGUUCACGAACAAGAUGCUUCACGAACUGCCCAUCAAGGCGCCAAACGUGGACGCAAGCCUGGUGCUCGCGACCGGCGCGACAGACCUGAGGAGAGUGUUUGACGCGAGCGACAUCCCGGGCAUCCUGUCCGCGUACAUGGACGGCCUAAGAGUGCCGUUUGCGAUCUGCAUCGCGUGUGCGUGCGUUACAUUUGUGCUGAGUUUCACGCCGCGGUGGGAGAGUAUCAAGGGGAAGGUGAGGAUGGAUGGGCCUGGUGCGUAA
This is a messenger RNA of Cladophialophora psammophila CBS 110553, 1758 nucleotides long. RefSeq lists its product as uncharacterized. The record is from RefSeq and is a predicted model, not a curated record. Lineage: Eukaryota; Fungi; Ascomycota; Eurotiomycetes; Chaetothyriales; Herpotrichiellaceae. The transcript has a single exon. Bases 1 to 1758 code for a protein of 585 amino acids. Gene Ontology annotation, biological process: transmembrane transport. Gene Ontology annotation, molecular function: transmembrane transporter activity.